CCUAUUAGGAUGUCGUCAUGCCAUAUUAAAUUAUGACGAUAUGUCGCCAUCCUACUUUGAGGAUGUCGUCAUCUUGCCUGUAUUUUGUCGUCAUCCUGAGAUAAAACAUGUCAGUAUCUGAACAAAUUGGAUGGCACUUCCAGAGCUCCGUACCUAUUAUAUCUGCCCCAGGCAUACGGUAUACAAUGUACAUGUACAUGUAUAGCUCCUCACUUCAAAAUAGAGCUGCUUGUUUGGUGUUUCGGCGCCUCGAGACUAGCUGCAGAACGGUUUAACGCAUUGCUGAAGAAUCUACAUUGGUUUUCAGUCAAUAAUAGGAUUCUGUGCUUUGUACGCUUUGUUUUUUGUCUCACCUCCAUGGAGGUAGGAAACACCAAGCCGAAGCGCCGCUAUAUUUUCCGACUGCGUUUCCGAACACCAACCAGGAAUAGAGGAGGAUUUUCCUUACACAUACCAAUAGAGCAAGGAACGUGACGGGUGUCCGUAUACUACUGCCACUCGUGAAACCAACUGAAUGUUUAGAUUUCAUCAUGAAAAUGCCUAAGCUGUACAUACGUCUUAUUGCGUUUGUCCUGAUGUUGGGACUAGUUCCGGUUGCAGCCGAACAAUCAACGGACGACUCCGCACGGAAAUCCAAGGUCAUGUUGCUUCUGCUAGAUGGAAUGCGUUCUGACCUCUACGGCGAAGCUCUUCCAGGACUUAAAUCCAUGGAGUUAAACGGCGUGCGGGCUGAGUGGCUGACCCCUGCCUACAUCACCCUGUCUAUGCCCUGCAUGUAUACCAUAGUUACAGGUUUGUAUCCGGAGAGCCACGGAAUCACAUUCAACAAGUACUACAAUCUCUCCACUGGCUACAAAUCCAAGACAUUCUACGAGACUCUCAACAUCACCGACUGGUUCAACGCCCCAGGAGUUGAACCCAUAUGGGUGACUGCGAUCAAGCAAGGUCUCAAGGCUGGGACCGUCCAGUAUCCAGGAGGCAACGUGGCUAUACAGGGCAUACGCCCCACCAAGAAUUCUCCCGGAGUACCCUGGCAGCAGCUAGGUCAGUACCCGCUCAAAGGGCUGAUAGACAUCGGUUUGGAUUGGCUGAAGAAUGACGAUAUGGACCUGGUGCUUGUCUACUCUGGCCAACCAGACAGCACCUUACACGGCCUGGGGAUCGGUAGCGAGGCCGCUAAGGCCAAGAUUCACGAGGUCGAUGAGGCAGUGGAGUAUCUCUUCGAGAAAAGCCGAGCGAUGGGAUUGGGCAACACCCUUGACGUCAUCGUGACGAGCGAUCAUGGUCACGUGAACAUCGACAAGCGUCGCUAUGUUGAACUUUAUAAUUACAUCAACGCCAGUGAUAUUCAGAUGGGGCUUCUCGACUAUGGGAAUACGUUCCAGAUAGAGCCGGUGGAAGGCAAGCUUGACACGCUUUACGACGCCUUGGUGGACGCCCAUCCGCAGCUGAAUGUCUACAAGAAAGAGGAUUUCCCUGUUCGCUUCCACUAUGCCAACAGCGAUCGAAUCAUGAAGUUACUGGGCUAUGUUGAUUCCAACUGGUACCUCUUCUCUCGAAAGACGGAGAGUAGUUUCUUCUUAGCUGCCGACCACGGCUAUGACAACCAGAAUCCCGAGAUGAGGUCCAUCCUCUACGCUCAGGGGCCUAGCUUCAAAAAGGGAUUCAGGGGCGAGCACUUGGAGUCGGUCAACAUCUAUCCACUGAUCUGCGACCUGCUGGGUUUAGACCCCGCCCCUAACAACGGUUCCCUUCAGAACUACAAGGCUUUCCUUGACGAUGGUUCGAGCAGCGCCUCAACUGUCCGUUCCCUGGGAGUAGCCACGUUGGUAUCCAUGUACACUAUGAUGAUCGCACUGAUCUACAAUUAAUGAAAGAAAACGAAAAACCUAUUCAGUCUGUGUUGUGAUAAUGUGGUAUUUUGAAAUAAAUAAAUGUAAUUACCAGUAGCAUUAAAAUCUGCUGGGAGAGAAAUGGCGUAAAUAUUUCAUAAAAGGAACAAGAUCCAAAAAGAAAAAAUCCACGUCUGCAAAUGGAAAAAAAUACCAAAACCUG
Molecule: messenger RNA, 2055 nt
Organism: Patiria miniata (bat star)
Lineage: Eukaryota; Metazoa; Echinodermata; Asteroidea; Valvatida; Asterinidae
Product: ectonucleotide pyrophosphatase/phosphodiesterase family member 7-like
Exons: 8
Coding region: 531-1871 (446 amino acids)
Source: RefSeq, a predicted model, not a curated record